AUGAGAGGCGGGCCGCCUGGUGGAGCGUGGGUGGUGCCGGGGAUGAGCUGCAACGGGUGCCGCGUGCUGCGCAAGGGGUGCAGCGACGCGUGCGUGCUGCGGCCGUGCCUGCAGUGGAUCGACGGUGCCGAGGCGCAGGGCCACGCCACCGUCUUCGUCGCCAAGUUCUUCGGCCGCGCCGGCCUUAUGACGUUCCUCACCGCCGUCCCCGAGCCGCGGCGCCCAGCCGUGUUCCAGUCGUUGCUGUACGAGGCGGCCGGGAGGACGAUCAACCCGGUGGGCGGCGCCGUGGGUCUGCUCGGCGCGGGGAGCUGGCAGCUGUGCCAGGCGGCGGUGGAGACGGUGCUGCGGGGCGGCGCCAUCGGCCCGCUGCCCGAGUUCGACGUGGGCCGCGACACGUUUGCUCUGGCGGCGAGGCGGGCCGUGGGGUGCUCGACGUUCUCCACGGCGAAGCGGGCGCCGACGACGAGGACGAACGUGGGGGCGGCGCCCGUCGUCCCACCGCCGGAGCCGUCGUGCGACCUCGGGCUGUGGCUCAGCCCCGGGUCACCCCCGGCGCAGGGUGAGCGGCGGCGGCCCGGCACACCGUCCAUGACCUCCGAGGAGUCCGUGACGACGACGACGACGACGACGAGCGGCGGCGCGCGCGGUGGGAGGGAGCCGGAGCUGCUGAACCUUUUUGUCUGA
This is a messenger RNA of Miscanthus lutarioriparius, 687 nucleotides long. The record is from the annotation of a GenBank genome assembly. NCBI's taxonomy places the organism in Eukaryota, Viridiplantae, Streptophyta, Magnoliopsida, Poales, Poaceae.